GUACUUGUCCUUUAUGAGAUAGAGCUCAGCAAGCUGCUCAUGUUAUUCGUCAACUUUCAUCUCUCACGAGCGAGCAUCUGUUAAUAUAAGUCUCAGAGCUUUAGGUUUUGCAGAAAACCCUUAACCCUCAUGCACGUCCAACGUCUUGUGAUCCAACAAACAAGAAACAUGCUUGGUUUCAGUACCGUGAUGUUGGAGAAUCUUCAUGAGCACAUCAACAAACUUCUCAAUCUCAGUUCUCCUGCACCACUACUACUGUUCUUACCCAUAAUAUGCAUAUUCUCAUACAUUUUCAUCACCAAUAAGCGUUCGCGCAAAGUUUUCCUAGUAGAUUUUGCAUGUUACAAGCCACCAGCCACCCAAAUGUGCAGCAAAGAAAGGUUCAUAGAUCGUUUCAAGAUCUAUGGAAAUUCCAACGAGACCAGCAUUGAGUUCAUGAGAAAGCUUCUGGGGAGGUCUGGAUUGGGUGAGAAGACAUACAUGCCGUCUUAUUUGAUGAACGAUCCUCCAGAUGUGAGCCUUGCAGAAAAAAGGAAAGAGGUUGAAUCUGUGAUGUUUGGAGCAGUGGAUUUGUUACUGGAAAAGACGGGAGUGAAUACUCAGGAUAUCGGGAUAGUAAUAGUUACAUGUACUAUUCUUAACGUGGUGCCAUCUCUUGCUGACAUGAUUGUGAAUAGGUAUAAGCUGAGAGAGAAUGUUCUGAUCUACAAUCUUACGAGUAUGGGUUGCAGUGCUGGACUUAGAGCUAUUGGCUUUGCCCAAAAGCUACUCCAGGUGCAUCCUAAUACCUAUGCCCUCUUGGUAAGCCCAGAAAACACCAUGCAAAUGAUCUACAAAGGCAACGAACGGUCAAAGCUCUUCAUGAAUUUCCCACUUCGUGUUGGUGGGGCCGCCGUCCUCCUCUCGAAUCGGCCUUCCGAUUAUGACAAGGCCAAAUACCAGCUCAUCCACACUGUCCAUACCCACACCGCCAGUCUUGACCGUUCAUACCAGAGCAUUUACGAAGAAGAAGACCCUGUUGGAAUCGGAGGCGUGACCAUCACCAAAGAUCUCUUAGCCGUCGCCGUCGAGGCCGUCGAAACCAACAUCCACGCACUUGGUCCCUUAGUUCUUCCCAUAUCUGAAAUAACCCGAUACCUCGCAAACUAUUUCAUAAGACACUUCAACUUGGCCGACGUCAAACCCUACGUGCCAAACUUUAAGAGAGCUAUAGAUCAUGUUUUCCCUCAUGUCGGCACAAAACCUGUUCUGGACGAGUUUGAGAGAAACCUAGGAUUCAACGAGGCAGACGUUGAGGCUUCUAGGAUGAACUUGUACAGGUUUGGGAACACUUGCAGUGCCUCAGUUUGGUAUGCACUAUCUUAUGGGGAGGCAAAGGGAAGGAUCAAGAAAGGUGAUAAUUUGUGGCAGAUUGCAUUUGGAUCUGGAUUCAAGUGUAGCAGUGCAGUUUGGCGGGCAUUGAAGACUGUUGAUGGUGAUGACAAGAGGAACCCAUGGAAGGAUGAGAUCAAGGAUUUUCCGGUUGACGUGCGGCAUAUUAAGACUUAUUCCGAGUUAUUUGAACCCACCAAAAAGAAAUGAGAGGACUGGGGAUAUCACAAUCGUUACAAGUGGGGUUUGGCCUCGGGCCUCCUACGGACCUACAUCCACAGUACAAGAAAAAACACGAUCGAGAAGGUGGGGUUGGGAUUCUAUAUAUAUUUGCGUUUAUUGCUCUCGUUGUAUUCGCUAUUUUUCUUUUUCUAAUUCGUCGAUGUUGAUGAUGGUUUCUUCUU
Molecule: messenger RNA, 1775 nt
Organism: Juglans regia (Persian walnut)
Lineage: Eukaryota; Viridiplantae; Streptophyta; Magnoliopsida; Fagales; Juglandaceae
Product: 3-ketoacyl-CoA synthase 2-like
Exons: 2
Coding region: 130-1581 (483 amino acids)
Biological process (GO): fatty acid biosynthetic process
Cellular component (GO): membrane
Molecular function (GO): acyltransferase activity, transferring groups other than amino-acyl groups
Source: RefSeq, a predicted model, not a curated record